This is a messenger RNA of Striga hermonthica, 3036 nucleotides long. The record is from the annotation of a GenBank genome assembly. Lineage: Eukaryota; Viridiplantae; Streptophyta; Magnoliopsida; Lamiales; Orobanchaceae.
AUGGAGAGAUUGUUGAGUGAUAAAUGGGAGGUGAAAUCGAAACAUUCGUCCAAGGAGGCCCUUCAACGGUGGAGGGAUCUUUGUGGAUUUGUCAAGAAUUCAAAUCGACGCUUCAGAUUUACUGCCAAUUUGUCCAAGCGCUAUGAGGCUGAUGCCAUGCGCAAAACCAAUCAGGAGAAAUUACGCAUUGCAGUCCUGGUCUCCAAAGCUGCCUUCCAUUUCAUAGAAGGCGCCCAACUGAGUGACUAUGCCGUCCCCAAAGAAGUGGAGGCCGCUGGCUUCCAAAUCUGCCCCGAUGAGCUCAGCUCCAUUGUAGAAGGCCACGACCUUAAGAAACUCGUUGCCCACGGCGGGCCUGCCGGUGUGACCCGCAAGCUCCACACGAGCUCCUCCUCUGGCCUCCCGUCCGACUCUGAAUCUCUUAACCGCCGCCAGGCCAUCUAUGGGCCCAACCGGUUUCAAGAGCCCGAGGCCCGCAGCUUCUGGUUCUUCUUCUACGAGGCCCUCCAGGACACGACCCUGAUGAUCCUGGCAGUGUGCGCCCUCGUGUCCCUCGUGGUCGGCCUGGCCACUGAAGGCUGGCCCAGCGGGGCCCACGACGGCCUCGGGAUAGCCGCCAGCAUCCUCCUCGUGGUGUUUGUGACGGCCACUAGCGACUACCGGCAGUCGCUGCAGUUCAGGGACCUCGACCGGGAGAAGAAGAAGGUCUCCGUCCAGGUGACGAGGGAUGGGUACCGCCAGAAGCUUUCCAUCUACGACCUCUUCCCGGGGGACAUUGUCCACCUCAGCAUCGGGGACCAGGUGCCUGCAGACGGGCUUUUCCUAUCGGGCUUCUCGGUGCUGAUUGACGAGUCGAGCCUCACGGGGGAGAGCGAGCCCGUGGUUGUGAACGAUGAGAGCCCAUUUCUGCUGUCGGGCACAAAGGUCCAGAAUGGGGCAUGCAAGAUGGUGGUAACGACUGUGGGGAUGCGCACACAGUGGGGGAAGCUGAUGGCAACGCUGAGCGAGGGAGGGGAUGACGAGACCCCGCUGCAGGUCAAGCUCAACGGGGUGGCCACUGUUAUUGGAAAAAUCGGGCUUUUUUUUGCUGUCGUGACAUUUUCUGUCCUGGUCCGCAAGAUAGUAGGGCGCAAGUGGGAGGAUGGGACCGGUCUCAUAUGGUCCGGGGAUGACUGCUUAGAGCUGUUGGAGUAUUUUGCCAUAGCAGUCACGAUUGUUGUGGUGGCCGUUCCAGAAGGACUCCCGCUUGCCGUGACUCUGAGCUUGGCCUUUGCGAUGAAGAAGAUGAUGAACGACCGCGCGCUCGUGCGCCACCUGGCGGCGUGCGAGACCAUGGGCUCAGCCACCAGUAUCUGCAGCGAUAAGACGGGAACUUUGACCACCAACCACAUGACCGUCGUGAAGUCAUGCGUCUGCAUGGACGUGAGUGGGCCUGGAGAGACUCGUGAGAUUCCGGAGCCGGUGGUGAAGAUUCUGCUGCAGUCCAUUUUUAAUAAUACGGGCGGGGAGGUUGUGGUGGGUAAGGAUGGUAAGGUCGAGAUUUUGGGGACACCAACCGAGAUGGCCAUAUUGGAGUUCGGUUUGUCGCUCGGGGGAGAAUUCAACGCUGAGAGAGAAAAGUGUGAGCUCGUGAAGGUCGAGCCCUUUAAUUCAACAAAAAAGCGGAUGGGGGUUCUGUUGGGGCUUCCGGGAGGGGGUUUCAGAGCCCACACAAAGGGCGCGUCCGAGAUUAUUCUGGCCGCGUGCAACAAAAUGAUGGGGCCAGACGGCGAGGCCGUGCUCCUCGACGAGAGUUCUUUUGCUCGUCUGACAGCUGUUAUCGAGGAGUUUGCGAACGAGGCUUUGAGGACUCUUUGCCUUGCGUAUAUGGAUCUCGAGAGUUGUGAGCAAGGAGAUAGUAUUCCCGAGACAGGAUAUACUUUGAUAGGGAUCGUGGGGAUUAAGGAUCCUGUGAGGCCAGGGGUUAGAGAGUCGGUCGCGCUUUGCCGGUCGGCCGGCGUGAACGUGCGUAUGGUGACAGGGGAUAAUAUUAACACUGCGAAAGCCAUCGCGAGGGAGUGCGGGAUACUUACUGAUGACGGUGUGGCUAUUGAGGGUCCUGUCUUCCGGGAGAAGAGCUUGGAGGAGUUGCAUGAGUUGAUUCCCAAGAUCCAGGUGAUGGCUCGUUCGUCGCCAUUGGACAAGCAUACAUUGGUGAAACAUUUGAGAACCACAUUUAGUGAGGUUGUUGCUGUAACUGGAGAUGGAACAAAUGAUGCCCCUGCGCUUCACGAAGCGGAUAUCGGACUUGCUAUGGGCAUCGCUGGGACUGAGGUGGCUAAGGAGAGUGCUGAUGUUAUAAUUCUCGACGACAAUUUCUCGACUAUUGUGACUGUAGCCAAGUGGGGACGUUCGGUGUAUGUAAACAUCCAAAAAUUUGUCCAGUUCCAACUAACGGUUAACAUUGUUGCCCUGGUCGUGAACUUCACUUCGGCUUGUUUGACCGGAAGUGCACCUCUGACUGCUGUUCAGCUCCUUUGGGUGAACAUGAUUAUGGACACACUUGGCGCACUUGCACUUGCCACUGAGCCUCCAAACGACGAAUUAAUGAAGAAAUCGCCUGUGGGGAGAAAGGGAAACUUUAUAACUGCGGUCAUGUGGAGGAACAUCUUGGGACAGUCUUUGUAUCAGUUUCUCGUCAUAUGGCUCCUUCAGGCUUACGGGAAUACAUUUUUUGGGCUACAUGGCAGCUCAGACUCUGAUUUGGUCCUAAACACCAUUAUCUUCAAUACGUUCGUCUUUUGCCAGCUCUUUAAUGAGGUGAACUCGCGGGAAAUGGAGAAAGUAAACGUGCUCACCGGCAUGCUGGACAACUAUGUGUUUGUCUCGGUUCUUGGUUCGACUGUAUUUUUCCAGAUAAUAAUCGUCGAGUACCUUGGGACAUUUGCCAACACGACUCCUUUGACCUUGAUCCAAUGGUUUAUCUGCACUUUCAUCGGGUUCUUAGGCAUGCCGAUUGCUGUGGGAUUGAAGAAGUUUUUCCCUCUGGCAAGUUAG